Benincasa hispida (wax gourd) is the source of this 769-nucleotide messenger RNA. Its product is annotated as Signal recognition particle, SRP9/SRP14 subunit. Lineage: Eukaryota; Viridiplantae; Streptophyta; Magnoliopsida; Cucurbitales; Cucurbitaceae. Gene Ontology annotation, biological process: SRP-dependent cotranslational protein targeting to membrane; negative regulation of translational elongation. The record is from RefSeq and is a predicted model, not a curated record. Gene Ontology annotation, molecular function: 7S RNA binding. Gene Ontology annotation, cellular component: signal recognition particle, endoplasmic reticulum targeting.
UAUUUGUGUUUCUUUCUUAUCGCGCUCGUGCUAUUCAUUCUAAAGAAACCAAGCUUUCGCACGCUCGCUAAAAUUCCCAAGCUCCGCUCUCUUUCGAUUCUGCCGCACAGCCAUGGUCUACGUAGCUUCGUGGGAUGAAUUCGUCGAGCGUUCUGUGCAAUUGUUCCGUUCCGAUCCCAACUCCACGAGGUAUAAUAUGAAGUAUCGACACUGCGAUGGGAAACUAGUUCUUAAGGUCACCGAUAACCGUGAGUGUCUUAAGUUCAAGACUGACCAGGCACAGGAUGCCAAGAAGAUGGAAAAACUCAACAACAUAUUCUUCACACUGAUGGCCCGGGGCCCUGAUGUGGAUAUAUCAGAAGUGACGGGCAAAGACCAGGUUGAUGCACAGCCAACCAAGAAAGGAAGGGGGAGGAAGCAAUAACUUCACAUUGACUACUCCACGGAUAGGUUUCUCGUACUUCUCUAAACCCAUUGGUGAAUUAUACUCUUUAUUUACUAAUUAUUUAGUUGAUCUUCUCGCCUUGCUUUUCUCAGAAUAGAUAGUUUAAAGUCCUGGAGUAAAUUUACCAAAUGCCGUCCCAUUUUUCUUAAAAAAUUUUGGUGUGCAGUUCGACUGUAAUACAUGGUUUUUGUUUUAUAUCGAUAAACAUUUUCUCAAGUUCCACCUCAGUAUACUGAUUUGCUCCCAGGUCUGUUAACAGCUUGUUCCAAUACUUAAUGUUAGUUCAAAGUAAUUUAAGAAAUUAGCCGUUAUGAGUUGACCUAA